This is a messenger RNA of Nematolebias whitei (Rio pearlfish), 500 nucleotides long. RefSeq names its product ribosomal protein L37a (gene rpl37a). Gene Ontology annotation, molecular function: structural constituent of ribosome. Gene Ontology annotation, cellular component: ribosome. The coding region runs from base 33 to 311 and encodes 92 amino acids. The transcript has 4 exons. Gene Ontology annotation, biological process: translation. NCBI's taxonomy places the organism in Eukaryota, Metazoa, Chordata, Actinopteri, Cyprinodontiformes, Rivulidae. The record is from RefSeq and is a predicted model, not a curated record.
UCCCUCUUUGGACCUACGUCUCCACUGAAACUAUGGCCAAGCGAACCAAGAAGGUGGGGAUUGUUGGUAAAUAUGGCACGCGUUAUGGCGCGUCGCUGAGGAAGAUGGUGAAGAAAAUAGAAAUCUCUCAGCAUGCUAAAUACACCUGCUCCUUCUGUGGCAAGACAAAGAUGAAGAGGAGAGCUGUCGGCAUCUGGCACUGUGGGUCCUGCAUGAAGACGGUGGCUGGUGGCGCCUGGACGUACAACACAACAUCUGCCGUCACGGUCAAGUCUGCGAUCAGGAGGCUGAAGGAGUUGAAGGACCAGUAAACCUGUUCACAGCGAUCAUUUUGGAUUUGGGACUUUUCUAUAAUCUAACCUGGCAGAAUCGGACAACAUCCAAAAUAAAGCUGUGGAGCGGAGGCUUCUGUCUGUCCAUUUGUUUUACGCAUGGAAACUGACGGAAAAAUAGAUCUGUUGUCGAAACAUAAUAAAUAAAUAAAAAGCUGUCACAAAGGA